Messenger RNA from Dufourea novaeangliae, 843 nucleotides. RefSeq lists its product as uncharacterized. Lineage: Eukaryota; Metazoa; Arthropoda; Insecta; Hymenoptera; Halictidae. The transcript is spliced from 2 exons. The coding region runs from base 1 to 843 and encodes 280 amino acids. The record is from RefSeq and is a predicted model, not a curated record.
AUGGUUGCACCAGUAAAUGAACAUGUACCAGUGAAUCAACAUUAUAUGUCAGUACAAACAAAUCCAAAGAAAUUAUGCACGAUCUUCCACUACUACGCGACCAACGACGACACGAACAACGCCCAAGCACCAAGGCUGUUGCAGCAUUACUCGAAGGAACCAUCCUUAUUCGAAGCGAAGUCCGAAUCGAAGAUGCUAUUAACCAGCCUCAGAAGCAUUUCCUCGUCUCCAGUCAUACCUCGACCAUCCUCAUCCACCGAAAUCGAGGAACCAUUGGCCGUUCUGUUACCGGAGGCCAUGCACUCAUCUACGUUCCUCAAAACCGGCGAUGUUCUGCCCGUGGUGGACAUCACGUGGACCUACAGCUCGUACCACCACAAAGCUUUCGAGACCUGUCUACGGAAUUAUUACGGGGUUAGGUAUCCGCCCGGAGAGGUGGUACUGAACUCGAUGCAGUUGCAUCUACUAGACUCGCGGACCACCGUCGAGCCGUACAGAUCGGCCGUCGGUCUCUUUGACUUCGUCAAAGAGAGCGAGCCGACGCUGAUCGGUGGGGUCCCGAGAAAGCUGGAAAUUGAGUACCUUAAUCCGUUGGAUCACUUUGUGGCGAGGCAGCUGCCCCUCUGCAGACCAUCGACCGAGGAACGGUUCACCGAAACUACAAACGUACAGCAUCGACCGUCGGAAGUGGAUCACGCUGCAGCGCCAUCUGACAACACGGCCCGUGACCCUAUCAGAAACGUAAUCACUGGCCGGGAUAAGAAUGCCGGGAUCAAUCGGAGAUUCGCCAGAAAGAUCGAGCCGUUCUGCAAAUGCAAUUUGUCUUCAGCUAGGCGUGUUUAG